AUGGUGACUGACUUUAGUCGUAAAAUCACGGAAAAGGCCGGCAAACAGUUGGAAGUUGUUGUUUCCAACCCGGCUGCUGCUGCCCGUAAACAGGGGAAAUCUAGGCAUGUCUCCUCUAGCAGUGAGGAGAGUGAUGGUAGUUUGGCAGAGAUGUCAGUUACCCCAAAGCCUCGUUCAAAGCGUGUUCAGCAUUGUGAAAAGUCCCCAAAAGAAUCGGGACAUGAGGCAGAGGGGCCUAGUAAGAACAAUGCUGAUUUUGCUUCUUUAGGCCAAACUAAUAUCACAGAGGAUUGUCUUGAGAGAUCCAUGGUGAUCGAUCCUAUUCCACCCCUAGAAGUUGAGGAGAUGGAGGCCCAGUCUGCGCCUGUGACAGAAUUGCCGACUGUCUCAUUUUCAGUGUCUGGUGCUGACAUUCACAGAAAUUUUGUAGCAGAAUCCACUGAGGAUCCUGUGAGUCCUAAUGACCCACAAUGUGACGUGCGUCCCCCUCAGGACAUUCCUUUACCAGAGGAGGUGACACUGGAAGAGGCCAACUCGAACUGCAGACCCCUUACAGACGAUGAUAUGUUUUUUGAAUACGAAUAAGGUCACAGUGAGUCCGAUGUAGAAUCUUCGUCAGUGGCAAGUACGACUUCAAGCCGCUGAUUUUACUGAACAUCUCCUUCAGGAUGCUGCCACCAAUCCACACAGUCUGGAAGAUGCUGCCACCUUGUGGCAGGCACUUGACAAUGCAGUU
This is a messenger RNA of Paramuricea clavata, 736 nucleotides long. The record is from the annotation of a GenBank genome assembly. Lineage: Eukaryota; Metazoa; Cnidaria; Anthozoa; Malacalcyonacea; Plexauridae.